Arachis duranensis is the source of this 1388-nucleotide messenger RNA. Its product is annotated as probable polygalacturonase. The transcript has 7 exons. The record is from RefSeq and is a predicted model, not a curated record. Lineage: Eukaryota; Viridiplantae; Streptophyta; Magnoliopsida; Fabales; Fabaceae. Gene Ontology annotation, biological process: carbohydrate metabolic process. Bases 234 to 1388 code for a protein of 384 amino acids. Gene Ontology annotation, molecular function: polygalacturonase activity.
UAUUAAUGCUUUAUAAAAUUCUCAUAAAACUGCACAAAGCUGCAUCCUUUUCCUGCGGCUGGUCAUUCUUCUUCCUCCUCUUUUUACUUUCUCUUUCUCUCUCCCUGCCUCUUUUGCGUUUUUCUUUUGUGUAAGUUGUUUAGUCACUAGUAGUUGCUUUGGCACUAGUGCGUACCGGUUCCUGUCUCCCCUUUGGUCUCUAACCCUUUUGCCACACCUUUGACUCAUAGAAGAUGCUUGUGGCAUUGCUCUUGCUUCUGGCAUGGAGCAAUGCCGUGAUAAUUGUUGAUGGAUAUGGUGGACAAUGUAGUUUGAAUCCAACACUUGAUCCUAGACCACACAGUGUCUCAAUUCUUGAGUUUGGUGCUGUUGGAGAUGGCAAAACACUCAACACAAUCCCUUUCCAAAAUGCUGUCUUCUAUCUCAAGUCAUUCGCUGAUAAAGGCGGCGCUCAGCUCUAUGUGCCGCCCGGAAAAUGGCUCACAGGAAGCUUCAACCUCACUAGCCACCUUACCCUUUUUUUGGAAAAAGGUGCUACUAUUAUUGGAUCUCAGGAUCCAACUCAUUGGGAUGUUGUAAAGCCCUUACCUUCUUAUGGCCGAGGGCUCGAAGUUCCCGGGGGACGAUACCAGAGCUUGAUCAAUGGAUACCAGUUACAUGAUGUGGUCAUAACAGGUAACAAUGGAACCAUCAACGGCAUGGGAUCUGUUUGGUGGGAGUGGUUUACCUUGCAUACACUGAAUCAUAGCCGUCCUCAUCUGAUUGAACUCGUCGAAUCUGAUUAUGUGGUAGUUUCAAAUCUCACAAUCUUGAAUGCCCCGGCAUACGCAAUACACCCUGUUUAUUGCAGCUAUGUACAUAUUCAAAAUGUAUCAAUUUCUGCUCCUGCAGAAUCACCUUUUACUGUUGGUAUAGUUCCUGAUUCUUCUAAUAAUGUUUGUAUAGAAGAUUGCAUUGUUGCUAUGGGACAUGAUGCAAUUUCUCUUAAAAGUGGUUGGGAUGAGUAUGGUGUUGCCUAUGGUAGACCAACAGAGAAUGUACACAUUAGAAGGGUGACUUUGAGUGCAUUUUCUGGCUCUACUCUUGCAUUUGGUAGUGAAAUGUCUGGUGGUCUUUCGAAUGUUUUCGUGGAACAUUCUCAUGUUCUCGACUCAGAUAAAGGCGUCCAGUUCAGAACAACCAGAGGUAGAGGUGGUUACAUGAAAGAAAUUGUUAUAUCUGACAUACAAAUGGACAAUGUCUAUGUUGCGAUUGCGGCCACAGGUCAUUGUGGAUCUUCGGAUUUUGUCAAUCCUGAACCUUGUCCAGAACUUCGGAACCCUACAAACUCUUCCUCGUCGUGUUUCUACUUACUGAGUACCAGUGGAAGAAAAGCCUCAGCACUGUGA